AUGCUAAGGCUUGUGGUGGAGUCGGCCAAGAUUAGUCCACCGCUCAGCCCCCCACCCAAACCCUGUGUGACUGUCUACUUCAGAGCUAUGAAAAAAAGAACCCGUGUGGAGGAAGGAAACGACCCCAUAUGGAAUGAGACCUUAAUCUGGUACCUCUGGAAUCAACCACUGGAAAAUGACUCCUUCUUGCAGCUCAUCCUUCGGGAUGCAGGCUCUAAAAAGAAAGAAAGGUUCAUUGGCCUGGCCACUGUACUGCUCAAGCAGCUGGUGAAACGACCCAAUGAAGUCCUUUUUGUGAAGAACCUGAUCCUGCUCAACCAUUCCAUGAGGCCCACUGAUUGUACUGUCACCCUACAGGUGGCCCAAAUACAUGUCCAGGAUACUGAGAUGACAGAUGAUGAAGAACUCCUGAGCUCAGCGGCAAAUAAGAUGACCCAGCAGAAACUAACGGUCCCCGGUCUCACCAUGCACAGGGCUCUGGCUACCAAGCCACAGCACUUUCAGGUUCGGCUGAAGGUGUUUGAAGCCCGUCAGCUCCUGGGCAACAACAUCAAGCCAGUAGUGAAGAUAAACAUUGGAGGCCACCGGCAUCUCACGCGGAUCAAGAUGGGGAACAAUCCUUUCUUCAAUGAGAUGUUCUUCCAGAAUUUUCAUGAGGUUCCCGCAAAGUUCUUUGAGGAGAAUAUCUUAAUCCGGGUGGUGGACUCUGCAGCAUCGAGAUCCAAAGCAGAGAUUGGGAGAUUCCAAACUGACAUUGGGUUUAUCUACCAUUCUCCAGGUCACACACUCCAAAGGAAAUGGUUAGGCCUCUGCCAGCGAAAUAAGACCACCAGCGGUGUGCGAGGCUACCUGAAAGUCACCAUCAAUGCCCUCGGUGUGGGAGAUCAGGCACUGGUAGAUCAAAAGCUGCCCUACGACGCUGACACCCAGGUCCAGAUCUUCAAGUCGACAGCAGUCCCAGUCAGCCGGGCGUACUUACAGUUCUUCAUCUACUGUGCAGAGGACCUCCAUUUCAGGAAGCACCACUCAGCCGCUCCUGCCUUGGAGGUGGAACUAAUUGGGGACAAGGUAGGACAUAUCCGCAGAGCCCAGAACGACAGCCCAAUAUGGAACCAAAUCCUCACCUUCCAGAUUCAGCUGCCCUGCCUCUCUACCUAUAUCAAGUUCAGAGUCGUGGACUGCUCCAAACAUGAUUGCUGGGAUGAGAUUGGGUCUGCCAGCUUGUGCCUCAAGAUCUCAUCCACUGGAGAGGAGAUCCAAGGAAUGUAUUCUGGCUUCCUGCCCUGCUUUGGCCCCAGCUUCCUGACUCUCCGUGGGGGUUAAAAAGGCCCGUUUUAGGAUUCCCAGAGGAAGGCACUUGAUCCUUGAUGCGUUAAGGAUGGUUUAACGUAUCAAGGCCGAAUCUUCGUGGAGAUAAUCACCCAGCUGAAGUCUCAGCAAGACUCUGUGAUAAGGGAUCUGUCACGGGAAGUGACCCAGAUUAGAGGUAAUCACAGGAAACAGCAGUAUCGCCAAAAGUAUGGGCUGUGCGAUUUCCUUUCCUGUACUAUGAUGCCUAAAUUCAAGGAUCUGAUCCAGUUCGAGGUCAGCAUGGGCCACUAUGGAAACAAGAUGGAUCCCACCUACAAGCCUCUCGUGUCAACCACACAGCACAGUCCAGUGAUAUAUGACGGGACUAUCUACCAUUAUGUGCCCUGGUACAACACGAAGCCUGUGGUGGCUGUGACCUCCAACUGGGAGGAUGUCAGUUUCCGAAUGAAUUGCCUCAACCUCCUCCACAUCACCCGGGAUCACCUGAAAGCCAACCUGGACACCCUGAAGUCCAUCCGGAAUCCGAAGGAUCCAGCUCUGCUCCAGCAGUGGGAGAAACUGCUGAAGGAGCUGAUGGUGGACUGCCGGCGCCCUCUGCCCUGUAUGACUGAUCAGCCCAUGGCUAACAGCUUGGACAGGAAUAAAUGGCAGCUUCGCAGCCGUCUUCUGCAGCAACUAGCGCAGAGAGCCAAGGAAGCCGAGCCGAGGAACAUGGUGGUCACGGCAGAGGACUGGCUGCGCCGUCUCAAUGCUGUGAUCCCUGAGCCCCAGGAGAGCCUUCCUGAUGUGAUGAUUUGGCUGAUGUCCAGGCAGCAGCGAGUGGCCUAUGCUCGGGUACCUGCCCACACUGUCCUGUUCUCCCCAGCAGGACCCCUGAGCUCUGGCAAGUUCUGUGGGAAGAUUCAGAACCUCCUCUUACAGUACCCAGAAGGUGAAGGACAGGACACACUCCCAGCUCACCUCCGGGUCUGCAUGUGGCUUGGCAAUGUCCUACACAGCAAGAAUCUGAAGCUGCUUCAGCAAGGCAACAUGGUGGUGUAUGCAGAGACGUAUGAGAAUCAGGCCAAGUUCAAAGACCAGUGGGGACAGCAGGGACUGUACCACUGCCCCAACUUCUCAGAUGUCAUGGGACGCAAGGCUGUCCCCAAGACAGAUUUCAAGGCUCCCCCGGGAUGGCGCUGGCAGGGUGACUGGAUAGUGGAGCCCCAGAGGAGACUCCUCCUGGACAUAGACAUCAACAAGAGCCAGGUGCUGGAAGAGGCGUAUGAGAACCAGAUCCGCAAUGCCACAGGCACUUGGGUGCCUGCAGCUAUCCCUACCACAGAUGUGAAUGGACAGCCCGUGGAAGCCCUGGAGAAUGUGAAGUGUCCCCAAGGCUGGCACUUUAAGAAGAACUGGACUGUGGAGCUCAACCAUGCAGUGGACAGCGAAGGCUGGGAGUAUGGAGUGGGAAUCCCACCCUCCGGCCUGCCCCAGAUCUGGAACUCGGUGGAAAAGACUUACCAUUCAUGCCGCCGGCGACGCUGGGUGCGUGUGCGCUUCCGGAAUCACAAGGAGCUGGGCCAGGAGCUGAGCCAGGAGCAGGAGACCCUCUCCUUCCUGCAGAGGCAAGACCUCUCUGAGGAGGGAGAGGGCUGGGAGUAUGGCACCUUUGACUCCAAGUUCCACCUGGACCCACAGCCCGCAAGCCGGUUCCGUCGCCGCUGUUGGCACCGACGACUGGCACCCAAGAAGGAGAGGGGUGUAGCUCCCAUAUUCCUCCUGGAGGGAUCCUUGGCAGUGACGUUGGAAAACGAAGUAAAGAAGGAACAGGAAAAGACAUGGUCAUGGCCACACUGGAGGGACUCGUGGAGGCACAUCCCGGAGGAUCCCAGGAUCCCCACCAUGCCUUUCAUCUACUGCGUCUUCAACAAGCCUCACUACUACCAGCUCUUCUGCUACAUCUACCAGGCCCGGAAUCUGAUGUACAACCAGAUCCUGACCUUUCAGGAGCCUUUCAUUCGGGUGGUCUUCUUGAACCACAGCCUGUGUACCCAGACGCUGCAAAGCUCUGCAGCCCCGACGUGGUCCCAGACGCUCAUCUUCCAGCACCUUCUGCUGUUUGAGAACCCCAAGGACACCAGAGAGAACCCCCCGCUUGUGGUGUUGGAACUGUGGCAGCAUGACUCAAGGGGAAACAAAAUCUUGUGGGGACGGAGCAUGUGUCCCCCGGUGGUUUGGCUGAACCUCCAAGGCUGGGCCGUGUCCCCCCUGAGGUGGCAUCCCCUUGUGAGAGAGUUGGGAGAAGAAGAGGGUGAGAUUUUGGCAUCCUGUGAGCUGAUCCUCGAAACUGAGAAGUUGAAAGACAGACAGCUGCCAAUCCUCAGUGUCUCCUGUAAGAACGGGAUAUAUACACUGCCCAAGAACAUCCAGCCUGCAGUGAAAAUGAUGGCCAUUGAGAUUAUGGCUUGGGGCCUUCGAAACAUGAAGAAUGUGCGUUACCCACAGCUCCUGGUGCAAUGUGGGGAGGCUUGCCUGAGGACAGAACCCAUCAGCAACUUCCAGGAGAAUCCCAACUUCCCUAAGACCAACUUCUUCCUCACAGUGUUCAUGCCUAUGGAAGAGACCCAUGCAUUGCCCCUGGUGGUGAAAGUGGUGGACAACCAGGUCUAUGGCCAGCAGGUUGUGGUGGGUCAAGCCAACAUCGACUUCCUCCAGCCCUACUUCUGUGACCCCUGGGCUCUGAGCUACACUCCUGUAAAGCUCCCAGCCCUGUCUGUGAAGAAGCCUGAUACUGUGAGUAAGGGCCCCAGGCACCUUUUCUCCUCCCGCAGUUCCCAAAUGCCUUCAUCCAAAGGAGAUGCUGCCAGGCAUAAGGCCUAUGGAAACUGCAAGGGGACAGGAGAGCUCCCGCCCCAGCCUCUUCUUCCAGUCUUCUCCAACCUCCUCACUUUUCAGCUCUUCGGCUUCCUCUUCAAGAAGUUCUGGUUUGAUUCCAUCAAAGAUGAGGAUGACUAUGAGCACGAUGUGGACUGGUGGAGCAAGCUGUUCUGGGCCACAGGGGACGCUGACAAGUCUCUGCAGUACAAGUACAAAAGCUACCACACCCUGACGGUGUACGACUGUGAGCUGGAGGCAGUUCAGGCCUUCCAGGGCCUGCAGGACUUCUGCCAGACCUUCAAACUUUACCAGGAGAAGCCCAAGGUGGACAGUCCUGUAGUAGGGGAAUUCAAGGGCCUGUUCCGCAUCUACCCCUUUCCUGAGGACCCAGAUGCCCCUAAACCCCCACGACAGUUCUCAUCUUGGCCUGAGACUGAAGAUUUCCCUCAGACAUGCACGGUCCGGGUAUAUCUGAUACGAGCUAUCAACCUGCAGCCACAGGACUACAAUGGCCUGUGUGACCCUUACGUGAUCCUGAAACUGGGGCAGACUAAACUCGGCAACCGGGACUUAUACUACCCCAACACUCUGGAUCCUAUCUUUGGCACGAUGUAUGAACUCACAUGUGACAUCCCACUGGAGAAGGACCUAGAGAUCCAGCUCUACGACUUUGACCUCAUUACUGCUGAUGAUGAGAUUGGAUCUACAGUGAUCGACCUUGAGAACAGACUUCUGUCUGGCUUUGGAGCCCGUUGUGGGCUCUCUACAUCCUACUGCAAGUCAGGGCCAUUUAGGUGGCGGGAUCAGCUGUCCCCGAGCUACCUCCUGGACCGCUAUGCCAAACAGAAAGGGCUGCCUCCACCUAUAUUUGACCUUGACGACGACUCAAUUGUCUACAAUGGGAAAACGUUCAGGUUACAGAACUUUGAGUCCACGCCCCCUACCUUUGAGGGUUUGGGGCCUAAGAAAGAACGCCUGGCACUGUAUAUCCUGAACACCCAGGGCCUGGUUCCUGAGCACGUGGAGACCCGCACACUGUACAGUAAGAGUCAGCCAGGUAUCGACCAGGGGAAAAUACAAAUGUGGGUGGAUAUCUUCCCCAAGAUGCUGGGGCCUCCUGGCCCCCGAGUCAACAUCAGCCCCAGGAAGCCAAAACGGUACGAAGUGCGCUGCAUCAUCUGGAGUACCUCCCAAGUGGACCUGGUUCGUGAGACCUUAAGUAGAGAGAAGAUGAGUGACAUCUACGUCAAAGGGUGGCUAUUUGGGCUAGAGAAGGACAUGCAGAAGACAGAUGUCCACUACCACUCCCUGACUGGGGCGGCCGUCUUCAACUGGAGGUUCAUCUUCACCAUGGACUACCUGGUCACAGAGCGUGUAUGCGUCCAAAGCCAGAAGGACUACAUAUGGAGCCUGGAUCCCACAUCGCAGAAGUUUCCAGCCCGGCUCAUCAUCCAGAUAUGGGACAAUGACCUCUUCUCCCCUGAUGACUUCUUAGGGGUCUUGGAGCUGGAUUUAACAGACAUGCCCCUUCCGGCUGAGAGCAGCAAGCAAUGUUCCCUCAAGAUGUUGGAAACUGACUCCAAAAGGCCCUCCAUGCAACAGAAGCGUUUCUCUCUCUUUAAGAAGACCAACGUAACUGGAUGGUGGCCUUGUCAGGUCCACGACGGUGACAAGUGGCGUUUGUCGGGUAAAGUGAAGAUGACCCUGGAGAUUCUGCCAGAGAGGGAGGCAUUAAUCAGGCCAGCCGGGCGAGGCCAAUCAGAACCCAACCAGUUCCCUACACUCCAUCCUCCCAUACGAAAUGACUCCUCUUUCUUGUGGUACCGGUCACCUAUUAAAAACUUCUGCUAUGUUUUCUGCAAACGCUACCGCUCCAAAAUCAUAUGCUUUUCGGUGAUACUGGCUUUAGGGAUUAUACUGUUCAACUUCGUCUAUUCGGCUCCGAACUAUUUGGCCAUGGCCUGGGUCAAACCUGAACUUCGGCUGAACCCCCCCAUUAAAAUUGUCAACCUCAUCGGCUCAGUAAACACCAGCAGGAUCAACUCUUCCAUCUUUAGCAUGGAGGGCUCGAAACUACGGCCUUUAAAAGACCAUGGACCGACAUUCCUCCAAGGAUCCAGGAGACAAAUGAGAGAUGUCAUCCCAGAGAUGCCAGCUCCACAAGGCUAG
This is a messenger RNA of Arvicola amphibius (Eurasian water vole), 6339 nucleotides long. RefSeq names its product fer-1 like family member 5 (gene Fer1l5). Gene Ontology annotation, biological process: vesicle fusion; T-tubule organization; macrophage activation involved in immune response. NCBI's taxonomy places the organism in Eukaryota, Metazoa, Chordata, Mammalia, Rodentia, Cricetidae. The record is from RefSeq and is a predicted model, not a curated record. Gene Ontology annotation, molecular function: calcium-dependent phospholipid binding; calcium ion binding. Gene Ontology annotation, cellular component: cytoplasmic vesicle; membrane; T-tubule.